Molecule: messenger RNA, 897 nt
Organism: Mytilinidion resinicola
Lineage: Eukaryota; Fungi; Ascomycota; Dothideomycetes; Mytilinidiales; Mytilinidiaceae
Exons: 2
Coding region: 1-897 (298 amino acids)
Source: RefSeq, a predicted model, not a curated record
AUGAAACUCUUCCUCCUUUCUCUCGUGUCUCUACCACUCCUAGCCCUCGCCCACCCCAACCACCUUAACGAACUCAUCCACCGCCCGCGCGCCGCUCUGACCGCGAACUCCACCAGCUCGAUCCCGAUUCCUAGCAUCCCCCUCAGCACCGGCACCUCCUUCCCCACCAGCGUCCCCUUCAGCACCGGCCUCUUCCACACCUCCAUCAUCCUCAGCACCACCGGCACGCCCUCCAACACAACCCUCCCCACCAGCACUCCCCCCUUCGCCAACACCACCACCUCCUCCUACCCCACCUCCCCUACCUCCUCCACCCCUACCGCCACCCCCAGCGGGCCCCUAACCUUCAAACUCCGCACCCACCUCCACCCGCGCUCCCCCACCAACCCCUCGCCCCCCUCCCACCUCGCAAACCUCUACCUCACCUCCUUCCACACGGGCGCCGGCCUCGCCGACCCCGUGCUCGCGCCCUCGGCCUCCGCCGGCGCCGACUUCUUCCUCAACAGCACGGCCAGCGAGUACGGCGCGGGCACGGUGCUGCAGGUCGCGAACCCCGCGGGGUACAUCUGGGGCUUCCAGUUCGAGUGGGCGGCGUACAGCGGAUGGGCGGGGGUGACGCUGAACGCCGCCGGGGGCGCGGCGAGCGGGUGGGUGGUCGGGAUCACGGGGGAGGGGACGGUGGGGGGCAGGGCGGAGGUGGUGGUGGGGUAUGAGGGCAGUGGGACGGCGGCGGGGGGAGGGGCGCCGGGGUGGCUGGUGUGUGACUGGUGGCACGCGGUCCCGCAGCUGUUUCUGAGAGACCCGUAUCGCGAUCCGAAGUUCUAUCCUGCGCCGAGCAGUUGCGCGGAGGUGGAUUUGGUGAUGGAGUUCGCGGAAGAUGGGACUAUUGGUGGGUGA